AUGUCGGCAGGCCUGUUGUGGCCCCCGCCCAGCGGCGUGGGGGCAGCAUCUGAGGCCACAGUUACAGCUCGGUUCUCGCAGGUCACGCUUGCUGUCCGUCUACCCAAUCCACACACGCAGACAAAGCGGACCUCCAGGACCCCCAGCUCCCCGCCGCCCGGAGCUCAUUGCACUGACCCCCCAGCUGCCAAGCCCAUGGCUAUGCUCACCGCGCCGGUCCAGCGGGGUCACGGGGCCCCUGAUGGAGGUGGGCGCACUCUGAUCACCGGCCCCUGCGCCCCCCUAGGCUCUGGGCUAGGGCCUCCUCUCCCCCUCCCCCCACACCCCCACUGCAGCCCGUGGACGCCCCUGCCCCUGGGCGGCGGGGUUACACGGAGGGCCCGCCCUCCCAGCAGCUUCCGCGGGGCCCCGCCCUCCCGGGACCAGCGGCUCAGGACUGGCCGCCCCCUCGGCCCCGCCGCAGGCUCCGCGCCCACUGGGGAGUCCUCCAGUCUUCACGCCCGAAUACAGCCUCCGGGCCAGCAGGACCACCUGGCACAGACGCCCCCGCCGCAGGGCGACAGACAGGCCCAGCGGGCCACCCUUCCCGGAGCGGCCAGACGGGCCGCGGGGUCACGGGUGGUCCUGGGGAGGGCCCAGCCCCCACCUGGAGGGCGCCGCCCCGCCGGGGCUGGAGGAAAAGCCCAGGGUCCCGGUCGGCCCCGGGAGACUGGCCACUGGCCCGAGUCCUGGGAGGUGGCGUGGCCGCCAGGGAGCGCCCUGAGCCCCCGCUCGCCCCGCCACGGACCCGGCCACGGCUCCGGGCAGCUCCUCUGUCCCGGUCUUCACGGCCUGUGCCCACCGCGCCGCCAGUCGCCGGCGGCUCCUGAGGCUGGAGGGGGUUCGAGGGGGAGCAGUCAGCAGGAAUGGCCCGCUCCCGGCCCGCGGGCCUCCGUCCGCUCCGGCUCUGGGGCGGGCGGGGGAGGGCCGCAGAGAGAGCAGGUCCUCCCACGAAGCCCCUGA
Molecule: messenger RNA, 1002 nt
Organism: Rangifer tarandus platyrhynchus (Svalbard reindeer)
Lineage: Eukaryota; Metazoa; Chordata; Mammalia; Artiodactyla; Cervidae
Source: the annotation of a GenBank genome assembly